GACUGAAGAGCAUAGAUCGCCACACAUGCCACAACAAAUAAAUAAAAAAUGUGACACAAUUCAUUCCUAAUUUUGUGUUACUUUUAACCAUAAUUAGUUUCACACUAUCAUAACAUAUAUAUAGCACACGUAUAAGAGAGAUACUUCAAAGUAUACACAUCAAAAUUUUGUUCACCAUUUCCCACAUUGUUUAGAGUUUUGGGUUUUGGUGAUUUUUUGUUCCAUUCCAAUGGCUUCUUGGCAUUCAGUUCCAAUUCAUGUGGCUUAUGAAGUUUUGGGUUGGUCUGCAUUCGUUUCUUGGUCUAUUAGUUUCUACCCACAAGUUAUCUUGAACUUUCGUAGGAAAAGUGUUGUGGGGUUGAACUUCGAUUAUGCGGUGCUAAACUUGGUGAAGCAAAUUUUCUACUUGAUCUACAAUUGCUCUUUAUACUUCAGCCCCGCUGUUAAAAAGCAAUAUGGAAAUAAAUUUGGCCACAAACAGAUGAAUCCUGUGGCAUUAAAUGAUAUUGCAUUCUCAGUUCAUGCUGUUCUACUUUCUGCAUUUACCUUGUACCAGAUUGCAAUUUAUGAUCGUGGAAAUCAAAAACUCUCAAAGAUGGCUGCAGGACUCACUGUUAUUGUGAUCUUAACAUCAGCAGUUUGUGUCUGCAUAGCUUUCCCUCAUCACCAUUGGCUUUGGUUAAUCUCCAUCUUCAAUGUCAUCCAAGUUGCUUUGACAAUUAUAAAGUACAUUCCCCAGGCAGUGAUGAACUUCAUGAGAAAAAGUACUGAAGGAUGGAGUAUUGGAUUGGUUUUGCUGGAUUUUUUUGGAGGGGUAGCAAACUUUUUGCAAAUGAUUAUGCAAUCCAUUGAUCAAGGUUCUUGGAAGAACAUCUAUGGAAAUAUAGGGAAACUUCUGGUAGCAGUGGUGUCUAUAUUAUUUGACAUAAUUUUCAUAUGCCAACAUUAUUGCUUAUAUCGUCAUUCCAAAGAUAACAAGUCAACAGAUCAACAAUUAUCAGAGAAUGCUUCGAAUCAUGCAGAAGUUUAAUCAUAGAGCAUGUUUAUAGAGAUUUUGAAAAGGGUUUUGAUCUCUUUCUAAAUAUGUUCUCUAUGAUCUGUUAGCUUUACUAUAAUGUUCACCACUUGUAAAUAUAAUUAGUUUUUGUAGCUGCAUUAGUAUUUUUUCAAUUCAAGGA
Trifolium pratense (red clover) is the source of this 1178-nucleotide messenger RNA. RefSeq names its product cystinosin homolog. The record is from RefSeq and is a predicted model, not a curated record. NCBI's taxonomy places the organism in Eukaryota, Viridiplantae, Streptophyta, Magnoliopsida, Fabales, Fabaceae. Gene Ontology annotation, cellular component: vacuolar membrane. Gene Ontology annotation, biological process: L-cystine transport. The transcript is spliced from 8 exons. Bases 230 to 1030 code for a protein of 266 amino acids. Gene Ontology annotation, molecular function: L-cystine transmembrane transporter activity.